Messenger RNA from Leptinotarsa decemlineata (Colorado potato beetle), 5584 nucleotides. Its product is annotated as ankyrin repeat domain-containing protein 13C. Gene Ontology annotation, biological process: protein retention in ER lumen. Gene Ontology annotation, molecular function: signaling receptor binding. Gene Ontology annotation, cellular component: cytoplasm. Lineage: Eukaryota; Metazoa; Arthropoda; Insecta; Coleoptera; Chrysomelidae. The record is from RefSeq and is a predicted model, not a curated record.
CAAAUAAAAAUGUUAUUCUAUUCAUUGGCAACAAUGUCAACACUAGAUCAUUUUUUAUUAUAAUAGAAGUGAAAUAUGUAAUUUAAUUUCGAGGCACCUCAAUAAUUCACAUUUAGAUACGUUUUCGAGUGGAUUAAAUCUCUCUAGUCCCAUUACUGAGAAGGCGAAGUGUAUUGGGAAAUGGGCCUAUCUUUCAGACAUUCAAUCUGUUCAAAAAAAUUCAAUAGAUAACUGAAAGGAGGCAUAACUGGAAAAGGAAUAAAGGAGUGAAAAUGACAGAUGAAAAAGAACGUUUUCCACUUCAUAAGGCUGUUUUUGAAAAUGAUUUACAAAACCUCUUCCGACUGAUAAGGAAACAUGAUGUUUCUACCAAAGACAAGCAUGGAAAUACAGCUUUACACUUGGCAGUAAUGUUGGGAAGGAAAGAAUGUGUCCAGCUUUUGUUGAAACAUGAUGCACCUGUAAAAGUGAAAAAUGGCUUAGGAUGGACGGUACUUGCUGAAGCUGUUAGCUAUGGAAAUCGCCCCACAAUCUCUUCUCUUGUAAGGAAGUUCAGGCAGCAAUCUAGAGAACAAAUGGAAGACAGACGUCCCAAUCUAGUUGAGGCUCUGAAUAGAAUCAAUGACUUUUAUAUGGAGCUGAAGUGGGAUUUUCAGUCAUGGGUACCAUUAGUUUCAAGAAUUCUACCUUCCGAUAUUUGUAAAAUUUAUAAAAGUGGAGCCAAUAUCCGGUUAGACACCACCCUUGUUGAUUUUUCUGAUAUGAGAUGGGAAAGAGGAGAUAUUUCUUUCAUUUUCAAUGGAUAUGCCAAACCAGAAGAUAGCCUCACAGUACUAGACAAUAUUUCAAAGGUCUAUCAGAAAGUUAGGCAUGAGGAAAGUGAAAUGGAAAUAGAAGAUGAAGUAGACCUACUUAUGUCAACUGAUAUAUUGGCAGCUCAAAUUUCUACGAAAAGCAUAUCAUUUUCUAGAGCUCAAAGUGGGUGGAUAUUCAGAGAAGAUAGAAAGGAAUUAGUUGCUGGACAGUAUGAAAGUGAACUAUACACUGUUCAUGGUUUAAUGUUAGAGAGCCGUAAACGAAGAGAACACCUCAAUUCAGAUGAUCUUCAAAAGAAUAAAGCUAUUUUGGAAAGUUUUACGAAGGGAGGAACCUUUCAAAACUUUGAUCAAAAUGGAGCUCCUGUAAGAAGAAAUAGUUUAAUUCCACCUCCUGAAAAAAAAGUUACAUGGGAGGAAUAUAUAAAAUCAGAUGUGAAUAAUUAUCCUAGAUUAGGAAGAGAUCUCGUGUAUAAGGAAUCAUCCAAAGCCUUCAAAGCUACGAUUGCAAUGAGUUCCGAGUUUCCGCUUUCAGUGGAGAUGCUCCUCAAUGUUUUAGAAGUCGUAGCACCAUUCAAGCACUUUUCUAAACUUAGGGAUUUCAUUACUUUCAAACUACCCAGCGGAUUCCCGGUCAAAGUGGAAAUACCAAUAUUGCCAACUGUAACGGCAAAAAUUACAUUCCAGCAUUUUGAGUUCAGAGAUGACAUUCCCAAACACCUAUUUAUGACUCCGAAGAACUAUUUUGAAGAUCCUACAAGAUUUCCAGACUUAUGACGGCCUGAACUCCUGAACUCUUUCGAGUUGAACUAUGCUCAGAAACCACAAUUUCUCCUGCCGUAUGAUAAGCGUCAUCUGUCAGCUCGGUCGUCCAAGUUGUCCAAAAAGCUACGAAGAAACAUAGCUAGGCCAUACUCUACUGGAGAUCUAGAUACUGCUCACAACUGCUCGACAAUCAUUGUCGAAGUUCCGAUGCUCUUCACUCUAGGUAGCAUUUACAGCACCAAUUGUAUAUUAUAUUUAGAGUAAACCUUAUUGAUAGUACAAGUGGAUAAUCAGUGUAUACCGUGUAUAACAAUUCUGUGAUUCUUUAGUUUGUAAGGGUAUUUAAUUGAUAACAGUUGUAGAGAUGUGAAAAUUAUAUCAAAUUACUUUUUUCUGGUAAAAAAUUUAAAGAUGUUUCCAGUGUUUUCUCAGAUUUGAGAGUACUAGUCAAUCCGAGUGGUAAUCAAGUAAUUUAUUUCUUUCUUAGUUCAUAUAUUGAAAUCUAUCUGUAAAAUUUUGUAGGUAUUCAUGUAAUUAACAAAACUUCAUCAACAUUUUAGAAAAACACGAUGACAUGUUGAUUUUUUCAUUAAACCGGAGCACUUUUUUUCAGUGUUUGUGAGUUCUCUACUUGCACCCUCAAACUAUUUUAAUGGAGGUCUUGUAGGAUGUCACAAAGCUCUUGGUAUUAAUUUAUAGUUGUAGUUAUAUUUUAAAAUUCUGCUUAAUAGUUUUGUAAAAAAAUGCAUUUCAAAUAUAAAUUUGUUCAGCUGCCUGCUUGAUUUGACUCAACAGUGUAACCCGAUAUGAAAAAAUGUAAUACAGUCGUAACCGUUUAUGGUGACAUCACAUUCAACACUGCCCAAUACAACAGGUUAUUACAAUAUACUGCAUUAAGCCACCAUAUUUAACUCAUAUUUUAUAAGAAUAACAAGUAGUAUUUACUUACCCAUAGAUAUUAGAGUACAUUGUACAAAUGGCAAGUCAUAAAAUAUUCUAUACAAUAAUGAUUUACAGUAAAAAUUAAUAAGUUUAUAUACAAGUAAAUAGUGCAGGAAUGUUGAUGAAAUACUAUUGAUAUAUGUUAUUAGUUAUUCCACUUUGAAGCUAUUUUCAAGAAGGUAUGACUACACUGAGGUCUCAAUCUGCCUACUCCUCGGGUAAUGACACGCGAUAAGGGUUUUGUGAGUUGACGCCGGGGUCUCAAUCUGUCUACUCCCCGUGUCUCGUUACUGGCCUCCCCAAUGGGUCUCAAUCUGCCUACUCCUAAGCAUCGACUGUGGGUACACAGGUUCUGGUUCAUGUCCGUGGACGAGUGGUGUUAAUAGACAAAAUCUAUGUGGGAAGAAAAUUAGAUCAAAAUCUAUCCAAGUACCACGUAAUUUGACAUUGCUAAACUUGAUGAUGUAAAUAUACUUGGGAGUUUUUUCGUCAUGUGGAAAUUAAAAUAAUUACUUUUAUCUUCAAUUAGAAUCCGAAGAUUUUUUCACACUAUAAUUCCAUUUCGGUAAGAGGUAUGUGAAUAUUCUUGUAGAGCUCUCAGGAGUUCCUCCACAUUCUUUGACUGUUGUAUUGUUUGCAAACAUGGCGACUUUUCUAGAGGUCAAAUGGUUUGGAAGAUCAUUUACAAAGAGUAUAAAAGUCAAAAGUUCAAGAACAGACCCGUCAGGUACUCCUAAAAGAAAUUCCCCUAAAAAGGAACGAGACAUUCCAAAAAAGGAGUUUUCUUGCCGUUUACUUGUAUACAGAUAAUUCUUGCACUGACAGCAGCCAUCAUCACCAAACGGGAGAAUACCUUUCUCCAUUACUUCGUUGUUUCGCGGUCAAUGUCGUAGAGUCUGGACAUUUGAUUUGCCACAUCAACCCCUCCCAUUUUUUACAAAAUGGCUCCGGGCUCCGGGGGGAAACUUGACCUUGGACCUGGGCGACAUGGUCAUUAUGGCAAUUAUCCAACAUUAAGACCUCUUUUGUGUCUCGCCAUUUUACAAACAUCAGUUUAUCUGAGGUACAUCAAAACAUUGACUGUCUCCAUUUCAAUUUUAUCUUUGAUCACCGGCAUAUUUAUUCUCGGAAAAAUUCAAAUUACUAGGGCUGGAUAUUGUAGAAAUUUCAAUAAAUCCACGAUUGAAAUGACGUCCGGUGUUUCUAUAGUAGAUAUAAUAGUAUUGACAACCCGCUCUUCCAAGGUUCCUUCUUGUGUUUGUUCCUCUUCACCUAUGUAUAUGUUGAAGUCAUAUGUCACCAAAACAUUUUGGGACGAUUAUUAUGCUUCAGAGUGCAAGUGCCACAAAUACGAGAAAAAGGGGUUUUCCUACCAAGAAUUGACAGGUUCUUGCAUUUUUCUCAAACAUUGUUGAAGUUUCUGAUGUCUCUUGUUCCAUCAUGUAUAUAUUUUUAACUGAGCAAAAGCCUUAAUUCUCAUUAAACAGUCACCUAGGGUCUCUCAUCGUUCUUUUUAUUUAUUGACUAUUGAUAGAUAGUAUGUUCCUUGCUUGAAUGUUUGAAAUCUUUCACCUUCCAGUAGUCAGGUUAAAUUUGAUGACAUCGAUAGCUAUUAUGUUAUUCGUUUCUGUUCAAUUCAAGUCUUGUCAAAUGCACAGAGAAUUGAAACUGUCAAUUACAAAAAAAAAAUCAGGAAAUAAUAAACCAAGUUUUUUUUAUUAUUACUUUCUAAACAAAAGUUUUAAAAGUAGUUCUAAACUCUGAUUAUGAAUAUUUUCAGAGCAUAAUUAUGUAUGUUUUCGUUUUUCUAAUGGUCUUGUACUUUCAGCAUUCACAUUUACUUUCAGAAAAAUCCAGUAUUUGAAAACCAUCUCAUUUUUGUAUUGUUAGAUUUGUCUUUUCAUAUAGUUUUUUAUUACAAAAUUUUUUUUCUUGUACUUCCCUGAUGUUAUGCUAUGGUGAAUGCAUUCUUGAAAAUAUCAUAAGGUGAAGUCUACUACGCAAAUAUAGUUCUGAAAUGUUUCAUUAUGCUUCUAAGAAUUAACUGUUAACCCACCGACUUAUUUGACUGAAAUGGAAUUCUCAAAUCAUUUUACUAUCUGAGAAAGUUAUUAUUUAAAUAUCCUUACCAAUAUCCAAUACACGAAAGGUGAAACGAUAGAAAUAAUAUACAAGCUCAUUGGGGUGUUUGUUUAUAAUUUGUCUGAACAGCUCUACUAUUUUUGAAUUGUGAAUGCUUGACGUUUUCCUUGUUAUCGCAUAUAUCACCCUUUCAGUGUAUAUUAUUACCUCCUUCAGCUAUGUAAAAUAUAAAAUCAAGAAGUCAUUUUCACCGACAUAAAAAAAAAUAGUUGGAAAGUAUAUUGUAUCACAGUGGUUGAAUUGGGACUGUUUUUGUUACUGUUAUAAAACAUUAAAAGGUCAUCAGUAAUUUGUAUUUUAACAGUUGGGCUGAAAAGUUCGUUGGCUAACGUAGAAAAAAAAAUGUUUCUGGUACAUUUUGAUUUUAUUAUUCAUACAAUUUUGCGAUACAAUUUAUAUAGUAAGAUUUGUCUUUAGUCUCAAAAUAGUCCUCAGUUUCGACGAUUACUUCUUUAUCGGGGCUAAAUUUUUUUCCAGCGAGCAUUCUCUUGAGGUCUGAAAACAGGAAAAAGUUGCUGGGGGCCAGAUCUGGAGAAUACGGUGGAUUUGAAAACAAUUUUGCCACUGUUUUCAUUGAUUUGUUUCACGGUGAAUUGUUUUAAUGAAACAUAACUUUCUUUUCCUUCGAAUGGGGCCGUUUUCCGGCGAUUUCGUAAUCAGGCUCCAAUUCUGCUAUGUAUUAGUCGCUGUUAAUGGUUUUUUUCUUUUCAAGAUAGUCUAUGAAUAUUUUACCAUGCACAUUCCAAAAUACUGAUAUCAUAACCUUGUCAGCCGACUGUUGCGUCUUUGCACGCUUUGGAAUCGGUUCACCACGUGCAGUCCACUCUGAUGGCGAUCGUUUUAAUAAUAAUAAUAAUCUUUAUUUCAAAAAUAUGCCGACUAUUACAGCUUGUACAUAGACAACAUAGAAUGAAACAAUG